UCUAUUCGAAACUGACGAUGGAGUAGACACUUUUAGCCUUAUAUCCUUGUUUUAUUCUGUUAUUCCUCCUCCGUUUUAUGUUUGAUGAACUCUUAAGGAUAUUUUACGUGUCCUGGAUGGACGUUGGUAGCUAACAAGCGUCAUGUUUAAGUGUAUUCCGUUAUUCAAGGCGUGCAAUCGCCAGGUCGAAUAUAUCGAUAGGCGACACUGCAACCUUACUGAUGUUCCAGAUGAUGUUUUAAGAUACACACGUAGUUUGGAAGAAUUGCUUUUAGAUGCUAAUCAGCUAAAGGACCUUCCUAAGGGAUUUUUUCGCUUGGUACAGUUGAAGAAAUUGAGUUUAAGUGACAAUGAAAUAUGUCGAUUAUCGUCAGAUGUGGCCAGUUUUACCAACCUCAUGGAAAUGGAUGUCAGCAGAAAUGACAUCUGUGACAUUCCUGAAAACAUCCGAUUCUGCAAGAAUCUCCAGGUCCUUGAUAUCAGCAGUAACCCAUUUUCAAGACUACCCAAUGGAUUUACGCAGCUUCGGAACUUGACACAUUUGGGACUGAAUGACGUCUUGCUAGAGCGACUUCCUCAUGAUUUUGGCAGUUUAACAGGACUUAUCUCCCUUGAACUGAGAGACAACAACAUCAAAACCCUACCACAGUCCAUCUCACUUUUGUGCAAACUUGAAAUCCUUGAUCUCGGCAGCAAUGAAAUUGAAGAACUGCCUGCUAUCAUUGGGUCCCUGUCCAGUCUACAGGAACUGUGGUUGGACUGUAAUGAACUUGCAGAACUUCCACCGGAAAUUGGGAACCUGAAAAAGCUGACUCAGAUUGAUGUCUCAGAAAAUCAGCUCGACUACCUACCUGAAGAGAUUGAUGGCCUUUGUAACCUUACUGACCUGGCACUGUCGCAGAACAAUCUAGAAUCACUUCCAGAAGGCAUAGGGAGCCUGAAGAAACUGUCCAUCCUGAAGGCUGAUCAGAAUCGUCUGUUGGUGCUUACUCCACAGAUAGGAAACUGUGAGAUGUUACAGGAAAUGAUUCUCACUGAAAACCUGUUAAACGAACUACCAGUAACUAUAGGUCGUUUAAAGAACCUGUCCAAUUUCAAUGUAGACCGAAACAAGUUGACGGAAAUCCCUGUUGAGAUUGGGAGGUGCUUGCGUCUAAAUGUGUUUUCUAUGCGCGACAAUCGACUUCUCCGUCUUCCUCAGGAACUGGGAAAUCUGAAAGAACUGCAUGUCCUUGAUGUGUCUGGUAACAGACUGGAAUAUCUGCCUAUUACAGUUACUAAUCUCAACCUCAAGGCACUCUGGUUGGCAGAAAAUCAAGCCAAGCCAAUGCUCAAGUUCCAGACAGACUUCGAUGAGCGAACUGGACAACGUGUUUUGACCUGUUUCCUGCUACCACAGCAAGAUUUUCACACAGAGAGCAUGGGUAGGUCAUUACCUAAUAUGGUUAUGGUUCCGCCCAUUGUGGGCAGGUCAUUGCCAAAUAUGGUCAUGAAACCGCCUCCUGUGGAAUUUCACAGUUCUGGUAGGUGCAUUACAAUCACAUGGAAGUUAAGAGACAGAAAGGAAGAGGGACCAAACAGGAUAGUUGUAGAAGUUAGAGACAGAAAGGAAGAGGGACCUCACGGGAUUGUUGUAGAAGUUAGAGACAGAAAGCAAGAGGGACCUAACGGGAUUGUUGUAGAAGUUAGAGACAGAAAGCAAGAGGGACCUAACGGGAUUGUUGUAGAAGUUAGAGACAGAAAGCAAGAGGGACCUAACGGGAUUAUUGUAGAAGUUACAGACAGAAAGCAAGAGGGACCUAACGGGAUUGUUGUAGAAGUUAGAGACAGAAAGCAAGAGGGACCUAACGGGAUUGUUGUAGAAGUUAGAGACAGAAAGCAAGAGGGACCUAACGGGAUUGUUGUAGAAAGCAUUUUUGUAAGGCAUGACACUCCGCAUCCCAAGGAGCUGAAAGCACGUCACCCCAAGUUCAACAAGAAUAAGGUACAAGGCAUUGAUGGGCAUGUGAUUCCACACCAACAGGAGAAGAAGGAUCAGGCAUUCAUGCCUGCACGUGAUCGUGACAGUGACUUCCUUUGGCAGCAGGACCAGCCAGAGGACCUUUCAGAACCACGCGACAAGACAUCAAAGCGUGUUCAAAUCGGAGGAGAAGAGGAAGUCAAACCUGAGGAGCCCAUCACAGAAACUGUACCCCCAGUUAUCAAAGCUCCAGAACUAGUUGGUCCACCUCGCCAUGAGAGUCAAACCCAGGAGAUCAGCGAGGAGGAAGAGUCCCCCACAGAGACCGCUCCACUGAUCCGUGAAGUCACGGUAACUGAGCCGGUGUUCAUCCCUGAGGAGCAGUACAAUGGAGGGGUAGAAGAGGAAGAGGCUGAUGAUUCAGAUGAGGAGCAGAGGAGUUUUGAGGAGUAUGAUUCUGAUGAUGACGAUAUUUAUCGUCCCCGGAAGGUCGGAUUUGACCCAGAGAUUGAAGAGCAUCCAGAUCGUAAGAUUGGACUUCGCCGAAGGGACACUCCUCAUCACAGGAAAAACAAACGUAUCAUACACAACGAGGAAACCAAGGAAAAGGUGUUGGAGAUUCUGGCUCAGGCCGCAGCUCAAAAGGAACAGACAGUGGCACCUGUGAAACUAGAGCCUAUCGAGGGUCUCAGACUACCAAGUGUCAAUGACAGUCUCCACAGUAAGACACAGGAGGAGAAAUUCUCAAUUCACAUACUUCGGCAGAAGGGCCAGGGACUGGGCAUUAGUAUCGCCGGAGGCAAGGGCUCUACUCCAUACAAAGGGGACGAUGAGAGUAUUUUCAUAUCCCGUGUGACGGAUGAAGGGCCUGCUGGGAAAGCAGGUGUUCGAACAGGAGAUAAACUAAUUUCGGUAAAUGGAGUGAACCUAGUCGAGGCUGAUCACUAUGAUGCUGUUGAUGUGCUCAAAACUGCAGGAAACGAUAUCACUAUGGUUUUAAGUAGGGAGUUACCUCUCCCUGAAACUGAGUCAGUAACACCAGAGGUUGCUUUAUCAGAAAGUUCAGAUGAGAAGAAGCCAGGGUUUGCCACAGUGACAUUUGAACAAGCACCAGACACAGAGGUGUUUGGAGAGACAAUCAAAACCAUUUUGAAACGAGACGAGAAUGGGCUGGGAUUCAGCAUUGCAGGUGGCAGAGGCUCAGUACCAUUCAAGGGAAACGAUCAGCAAGUGUAUACCUUCCUCGAGGCUAUCUACAUUUCGCGUGUGACAGAAGGAGGAGCCGCGGCCAAGGACGGUAACCUCAAAGUCGGCGACAGGAUUAUUUCGAUAAACAAUGUAGAUAUGCAGGAUGCCCGUCACGACCAAGCAGUAUCGUUGUUGACUGGAGUAGAUAACUUUAUCAACCUUGUCGUGUAUCGGGAGAAAGUCAUUCCAAAGGAGGAGGCUGUUGUAAAUCCACCCAGUGGUGAACGUCUCAAAACGAUGACCCAGCCCCUCAUUACAUGGAACGAAUCAUCUCCACCAGCCGAGAAAGAAGAUACAAUCAUCGUCAGUCAAUCGCCAGUGAUGACAGUGUCACCAUCACCAGGGUUACCAAGUCCUAGCCCGUAUUCGUCAGCAAUCCCUUCUUCAUACACAUAUCCCAGUCCUCCGAGUGCCAGCAUUUCCUCUGCAGACUUUUCUGGUACACCCCCUCCCCUCCCUGAUGUCCCACCCCCUCCAAUCUCCCCUGACAACAAAGCCACUCCAUACACGCCUCUCACCACCUCUCCUGCGGCUAGCCCUCGUAUCUCCAGCGAAUGGUCAUCAAAACCAACUACAGUGCAGCCGCCAAAAUUUGUGUAUCCCGGAUUUAAUCGGAAUUCACGGACAUCUGUAGAAAAUAAGAACAAAGACAUUAUGGAGCCAACAUCUCCUCCACUUCCUCCACCACCACCAUCACCCCCACAAACACUGCAACAAACAUCUGUGUUAAAUUCAAGUGACAGUCAAAGUGAGGCUGAUAAAGCAGCCAAUCAGACAAUUACUGUGAGUCAUCAGAACUCAUGUGACAAUCUGCCAAAUGAUGUAUCAAGUAAGUUUCCCAUGGAGGAUAUAACCAUAGUGAAGGCAGGCGGCCCUCUCGGACUUUCUAUUGUUGGGGGCAGUGAUCACGCCAGUCAUCCAUUUGGUCUAGAUGAGCCAGGUAUAUUUGUAUCAAAAAUUGUUCCUGAUGGUGCUGCAUCUAAAACAGCGUUAAAAAUUGGUGAUAGGCUUUUAAUGGUAAAUGGUAAAGAUGUUACCGAAGUGACACACCAGGAGGCGGUCAUGCUUUUAAUAUCUCCAACGUAUGAAAUUAAUCUCCGUGUUCGACAUGACCCUCCUCCCAGUGGUCUUCAUGAAUUAAUCAUUUUUAAGAAGCCAGGUGAAAACUUAGGAAUGAGUAUUAAAGGUGGUGUAAAAAACUUUGCCCAGGGUUCAGGAGGAAAGGCGGAUGAAGGGACCUUUAUAUCUAGGAUUCAUGAUCAUGGAGCUGUAAGUCGGGAUGGCAGACUGAAGAUGGGACAAAGGAUUCUUGAGGUAAACGGGCAGAGUCUCCUGGGCUCAACUCAUCAGGAGGCAGUACGAGCACUGCGGAGUGUCGGGGACAAGAUGGUGAUCAUGGUUUGUGAUGGGGAUGAUUCCUCAUUGUCAGAUGUCCAAUCGCCUGACUCGCCAAACGCUCCCAUGACCUUUAACCCUUCGUCCAACCGUGACUCUGUAUCUAGUAUAGAUGUUGAGGAUGAAGAAACAGCCAUCAUUAAAAAGGAACAAGAUGCAAUUGAAGAGGCUCAGCGCUGGGAAAAGGAGGAAGAGGAAUUGAGGAACAAGCUGUUAAAGGAAAGAGAAGAAGCGUUGAAGGAAGAAAAUCAAUUACCUGACAACAACCAGAAUACAGAAAUCAGCACCUCUACUCUAACCUCAGAAACUGUGAUGAAACAAGUGCCUCAGGAAAAGCCACCGGUCGCCAAAAAACCGGAUGUCGUCCCUGUGACGAACCCAAAAUUAAGUGAACCACAAAGGUCCUUUUCUCAGAUGAAGAAUUAUUUUGAGAAAGAAAUGCAAGAGACGACAACCGCCAAUCAGCCUCCUUCCAAACAGUUCAGCUACCUAUCAGAACACGAGUUGGAACGGAUGAAGAUGGAGGAAGAGAAAAAAGCCAACAGCAUGUCUAAAGAGGAACUCCUGUCCAGUGUUACCGGCAAUGUAGGCAGUUCUUCACAAGAACAGGAGUACAACCAAGUGCUUUCCAGUCCUAGCGGCAGUGUGGUGCGUACCGCAAAGGCCGAGAAACGUAUGCAAGACCGACUGGCAGCUGAGGGGUCGGUGGGACCCGCAGGUGACCCUGUCUCACCUGCUGAGGAACGCCAGCUUCAGGCAGAGAAAAGGGCAGCAUGGCGAAAGGCUAGGAUGAAGUCUCUAGAAGAAGAUGCCAUGAAAGCACAAGCUGUGAUCGCCCGAGCACAGGAAAUGCAUCACGAACUCACCUCUAGUGGAGAUGCUGACAAAGCUGAUGGUCCCAUAAGUCAUAAUGGCGAACAGUCCCUCUGUAUUGGGGACAAAGUUCUGACUUUGAGUCGAGUUGAGGGCGACAAAGCUGUUAGGGAAUCAUCACGAUUAUUGGACGAAAGGGUCAGUGAAAAAACUAUCGCUGUUCAAGAUGAAGCUACUGGCAAAAUGUGCUUUCGUACGAUUCAAGUUGUAGAGAAAAUUAUCGAACAUGAGGUCGAGGUCACUCAAAAAAAUAUCAUGGAGUUUAAUCUUGAGGACUCUACAACUGGCCGGCUGGGGGUCAGUGAAGGGUCAUAGGGCAGGAGGUCAUAGUUCAGAGGCUGUAUCCAGAGAGGUUCAGUAACAGUAACUGGAUAUAUAGAUGCUAAUACCCCCAAAAAACAAAAGUGAGCAGCUCCCUGCCACAUGUACCAGACAUGCCUAUUCCGAGGACAGGGUCAGCAGGAAGGCCAGAGGUGACGUGUGUGCUGUGUGGACCGUCCUAUGUGUCGAGCCAAGGCCGGACUUGUUAUGGAGAUGGAAACCUAUAGCGACAAUGUGUGAUGUCAUUAUUCUUCAUACCAAUGUUUUAUUUUAUCAGACUCAUUAACCAUGGCUUACAUAACAAAAAUCAUGCCAGAUUGUCAAAUUGUUCAAGGAUUCCUUAAUGGAAGGUGGCAAUAAUUAUGCAGAGUGGAAUUUCUAUAAAUUUCCAGAACCAAAGACGUCAAUUGAUCUUGAUCUUCUUUUUUUUUUUUUUUUUUCAAUGAUAUUGUGAUCAAGAAAAUUUCCAAUCCGACCUGUGUUUUCUUGACAUGUUAUAUAAUGUCAGUACUUGGAAAUGAAAAGUGAGCCCUGAACAGUCUCCUCACUUGGGUCCAAAUGCAUCAUGAAACAUCUGAUGAAAUGUGAAGGACUCAGGCUGUGGGUUGUCUUCAGUGAGGAGUCAUAGUUCUAGGAAGUUCUUGACAGAUUGGAGAUAAUAUAAAAUUUCUAACAAUUCAGCCAUUCAGAAUUCUGAUCAAUAGAAUAAAGAAAUGGCUAGGUCAUCACACUUGGGAGCUUGCUCACAAUGAAAGUUCCCCAGGUACAUCAUGCUGUGGAGAAGAGGCAUUCGUGCAAUUUCUAAAUAUGUUCAAACCGAGGAGUGAAAAUAUUUUACGGGAAAGACUGGUAUUGUUGAUUCUAUGUUAGGAUGUAUUUGUACAGAGAAUUAUAUACACAUAUUUAGCACGUGAUAAAUACUGGAUGGUUGAACUAGUAUCUAAAAAGGUUCUGUCGUCAUCCUGUUUUAACCUUAUAUUAUAAAUUGUAGAUUAAUUUUAAGUUAUAUCCUUUUCAACAUGGUGUUUUAAUUUUUAGCUAUUAUUUACAGGCGUUGGUCAUUGUUUUAAGAUUCUGAUGGAUUUUAAUUUAAGCACGUUUACAACCGUAAUUUAACUGAUUUUGAAUUGUAAAUUAUUUUGUUAUAUUAUAAUCUGUUGUACAAUAACUUAUUGACAUAUCUACAAUUAGGUUUUCAAACAUGUAUCUCCAAGGUUUUAAAAUUUGGACAGAAAGGCAGACUUUAUUGAUAUCAGAACAAAACUUUUAAGAUGUUGAACCAGAAAAUCAAAGUUUUUCUAGAGGUCUUUUUAUAGGUUUAAAAUGCUUUUCAAAUUUGAGUACUGAUUAAUUUAAUUGAUAUUUUCAGUAUGACUUGCUAGUGUUUGCUUAUCAGCUUAUUUCUGAAAUCAAUCAUUUUUAUUCCCAUCCUCAAACUAAGGAACUCCUUUCAUGGGCUUUGUGCAAAAGUAGUAGAAUGUUUGAUCACAGUUUUUAUAGGAGUAAAGAUGUUUUUAGUAUCGGAUUUUAUUAAUGAAUGUAGAGUAUUCAUACAAGUCUUUGGCUGACCUUUGUGUCAUGUCAAUAAUCAGUAUUCAGCAUAGUAUAUCAUCCUUGGCAUAUCUUGUUUCAACGUUUUGUAACUAUUAUUUGUUUUAUUUCACAAUCUCUUAUUUCACAGUAUCUCCAAAAGUCCGUGUUUCAUGUCAAUUUUCAUUUUUAUCUUUGAUUUUUUGCUUCUUUUUUUUUUUUUAAUAAUGUCUGACCUGUCCUCUAGACUCAAGAAAUAUUGAGACUCAAAUUAUUUCACAUAGUAUAUCAUUCCUUCCUUCUGUUGAGCUGUUGUACAAUAAGUGGCAGUGGAAUAAAAGUUAUUUUCCCUUGUUUGGAUUGGGACAGAGUUUGUUAACUUUGAUGCAUACGUUCUUGCCUAUUACUCUGUGAAGUCUUACCUCGUGACUAAAAUUAACUUUUUAAUUGAAUAAGUUCAGGAAAAUGCCAGCCUCAAGAUAAAAUCUGUGAUUUUCUAUAAGAAUAAAUGUUAUGAAAAUAGACUGUUAUCCAAUGUUGUGUGGUGUUUCUGUGAUGGUGUGAGAAGAACAUUCAUACAAGGCAGGACUAGCCCAUAAGCCAGUGAACAUCCAUUAAUGCGACUUUCUGUGUUGCUAGUCAUAAAGUGUACUCUAAAAAAAUCCCAUCCAGCCAACAUAAGUUCUUAAUGUUUUACUGGGUGUAAGAAUUAUGUUUAGUGUGAGUGGGGAUUGGGGUAGAGCUAACUCUCUUGUUAAGCGAGAUACAGUGAUGAAAUAUGUUAGUACGAUAAAAUAUGAUAGUAUUAUACCUAUUUGUUGGUGAUUGACCAGAUCAUGUAAAAACAAAUCGUUUUCGUUUGUAGUCUUUCUUAAUUGCUUGUGAUAUGUGAUUUUAUUGUUUCAACAUGUUGGUUUGAAAAGACAAUUGUGAGUUAUAUGAUGAAGUUGGAAGUAGACAUUUAACAUAUCUUACAAGGCUUUCCAUGGCUACAGUUUCUAUGUUUAGAUUAUAGGGUUCUGUGGUACUGUUAAUGAUUUCUCUUCUUUACACAAACUUCCACUCUGUUCUGCUCAUUGUAGACCAUGGAGUUGUUCUGGUCUUGGUCGCCAGUAGACCGUGGAGUUGUUCUGGUCUUGGUCGUCAGUAGACCGUGGAGUUCUGGUCUUGGUCGCCAGUAGACUGUGGAGUUGUUCUGGUCUUGGUCGCCAGUAGACAGCAGAGUUGUUCUGGUCUUGGUUGCCAGUAGACCAUGGAGUUGUUCUGGUCUUGGUCGCCAGUAGACAGUGGAGUUGUUCCAGGCUUGGUCGCCAUUAGACUGUGGAGUUGUUCCAGUCUUGGUUGCUUGUAGACAGUGGAGUUUUUCUAGUCUAGGUCACCAAUAGACAGUGGAGAUGUUCUGGUCUUGGUCACCAGUAGACAGUGGAGUUGUUCCAGUCUUUGCCACCAGUAGACAGUGGAGUUAUUCCAGUCUUUGUCACCAGUAGACUGUGGAGUUGCUCUGGUCUUGGUCACCAGUAGACAGUGGAGUUAUUCCAGUCUUGGUCACUAGUAGACAGUGGAGUUAUUCCAGUCUUGGUCACCAGUAGACAGUGGAGUUUUUCUAGUCUUGGUCACCAAUAGACAGUGGAGUUGUUCCAGUCUUUGUCACCAGUAGACAGUGGAGUUAUUCCAGUCUUGGUCACCAGUAGACAGUGGAGUUAUUCCAGUCUUGGUCACCAGUAGACAGUGGAGUUGUUCCAGUCUUGGUCACCAGUAGACAGUGGAGUUGUUCCAGUCAUGGUCACCAGUAGACAGUGGAGUUAUUCCAUUCUUGGUCACCAGUAGACAGUGGAGUUGUUCCAGUCUUGGUCACCAGUAGACAGUGGAGUUGUUCCAGUCUUGGUCACCAGUAGACUGUGGAGUUGUUCCAGUCUUGGUCACCAGUAGACAGUUGAGUUGUUCCAGUCUUGGUCACCAGUAGACUGUGGAGUUGUUCCAGUCUUGGUCACCAGUAGACAGUGGAGUUAUUCCAGUCUUGGUCACCAGUAGACUGUGGAUUUAUUCCAGUCUUAGUCACCAGUAGACAGUGGUGCUAUUCCAGUCUUGGGCAUGAGGAGACCUGUGUCUUGGUUGCAAGUAGACAGUGGAGUUGUUCUCGUCUUGUUCGCCAUUAGACCAAUGGAAUAUUUUGUGUAGGAAGAAUUUUAAUGUGUUCCUUCAUGUUAGAUAUACUUUAGACUUGUUUUCCUGUUUGAGAAUAUCACUUGAUUUAAUUUGUCACAAAUGUUUAAACAUGUCUAAAGUUAUAAUGAAUAAUUAUCAGCCGUAGAAGAUGGUCGUUAUGUAUUUAACACAUUAAUUUUUGCUGUUAGAAAAUUACAACAUUAGCCAAACAACCUAACCUCUCCCAAGCAUAACUGUCAAAAGUCAUCUGUUCAUACCAGAUAUUUCAGCUCAUGAUGAAUAUAUCAGUUACAUCUGAAUAUAUAUGACAAUCUCCCUAUGUCUGAUAUGUUCAUCAAAUGAAAUAUCUGAUGUCAUAACUAUACAUCUUAUUUUGAGUGGCUAAGGAAUGGUGUAGUAACAUCAAACUCAUACACAAAAUAACCAUGAAAGGCAGCCAAUUGUGAAAUUCUGUAAUGCACAGCUUGGCCAGGUACAAGGUCUAAUCGCCAGACUGAAAUCAUCAGUAUUGACAGGUAUGCUUUAGAGAAGAAGUUUGUUUUUUUAUUGAAAGAUAUCAAUAGAAAAUAUUUUGUGUUUAUUUACAUUGAAAAAAGUAUAUUUCUGUUGAUAUUCAACCUCUCAUCCCUCUGAAUGCUGGAAUAGACUAGUCCAAAUUCUGUUAACCAGAGGAUUAUGCCAUUGCCGCCCACUAAUCAGGGAUAAUGCCAUUGCUACCCCUCUGAUCCCUAGAAUAAACCAGUCCAUGAUAAACCAGAGGGUUAAACCAUUGUCACCUCUCUGGAAUGGAUCUUUUGAAAUGUGGGAGGCAGGGUUGAACCUUUUAUGUUAAAUCAUCCAUACAGCCUCAUUCCACUGUUGUAACUGUGCCAGAUUUGAAGGAUGGGAUAUUUCUAAUAAAUUAAAAUUUCAGGAA
Molecule: messenger RNA, 10409 nt
Organism: Ylistrum balloti
Lineage: Eukaryota; Metazoa; Mollusca; Bivalvia; Pectinida; Pectinidae
Product: protein scribble homolog
Exons: 41
Coding region: 143-5791 (1882 amino acids)
Cellular component (GO): adherens junction
Molecular function (GO): protein binding
Source: RefSeq, a predicted model, not a curated record